Molecule: messenger RNA, 3424 nt
Organism: Oryzias melastigma (Indian medaka)
Lineage: Eukaryota; Metazoa; Chordata; Actinopteri; Beloniformes; Adrianichthyidae
Gene: csf1b
Product: colony stimulating factor 1b (macrophage)
Exons: 6
Coding region: 477-1514 (345 amino acids)
Cellular component (GO): membrane
Molecular function (GO): growth factor activity; cytokine activity
Source: RefSeq, a predicted model, not a curated record
AUGCUUUUGUGCAUGUUAGCUUUUUGUGCUUUUUUAAGGCAAUGGGGUUCAAAAGCAGAAACAGAUGUGAACAUCCACUUGAAGUUUACGCAGGGUCUUUUGUCCUGUUUGGGGUAAUUCUUCUAGAUGAUCCAUGUGAAAGCCAUCAAUAUAUAUAUAAAACCCUUAAACUGUUGAAAAGAUCUCCAGAGACCAAGACAGUAUUUCUUGUCAAACCUAGAGAGAUGGGAGGUCUUUAAAAGGAUUGCAUGUCAGCUGAAACAGAUUGAACUCCCUCAGUCUCAGUUUGAACUCACUGAAAGGAGGAGGAGCACAUGAAGCAGUGCAUCGAAGAACACGCCACAUGACAAAGUGUCAAAUUUACUUAACAACAAAUUCCUUUCUGUGGAGUGGAAGUGGAUAUAUAUAAAAGAUUUCUUUGCUUCAAUGUGUGUGACAGAGGAAGUUGGUGUUUUCCAUCAUCAAACACUUACCAGAUGACCAUCCUUGUGUCAAACCUGAGUCACAGCAAAGCUAAGUUGCAGGUGAAGUGUCUGUGUAUGCUUAUAUUCCUGAGCUUCCCGCUGGUAAUGGCUGAGGUGCCUGGUCCAUGCAGACACUCAAUCACUAGGGAGCACCUGCUGACAGUCAAGCAGUUGAUGGAUAACCAGUUGAGCAGUGGUUGCUCAAUAACCUACACAUUCAUAGAGAGGAGAAGUUUGAGCAAAUGUUGUUUUGUGAAGGCUGCCUUGCCCUGGAUCUUGGAGCUGCUAACAACCAACUUCAAAUAUAAACGGGGUUCUGUAAACGAUGGCUAUGUUCAGUCUCUAAGAGCUCUCAUCCUCAACAUUUAUUCUCAAAAAUGUGUGCCACAGAUUAACGAAGAAGUUGAGAGUAAGCCAGAGAGCUUUGAGGUUCUCCACAGAGGGUCUCCUUCAGAAGCACUGCAGAAAGCUUCAGAGGUGUUGGCCGUAUACUGGGAACUGGUAACGACCAGUGACUCACCUGUUGACUGGAGAUGUGAACAGGAAUACACAGAAAGUUUUGGAUCUACCACAGACCCACCCUUUGAGUCAUCCUCACAUUAUUUUACAGAGAGUUACAGUAGGAACUUUGUCAAAGCCUCACACAGACGACCAGUCAGAGAUUUUUUCAAGCUUGGCUUCAUCGUUGCAUCAAUCUCUGGAGGGCUACUAUUCAUUAUAAUGAUCUACUGUCUCAUCAUACACAAGGUAAGAGCAAAUACGCAUUCUGUAAUGUCAAAACUUGCAAGGUUUGGCUUUAGUUUCCAGCAAUACUGUUGUACCAGUCAUGACAAAACAAUGUGGUGUUGUAUGCUAGCAUGGAUGUGCUGUUUUGCAAAAGUAUUGGCAUAUCUAAAAAAGCUAAUUUUCUGUUUAUUUUCCCUCCAAAACAUUUUUAUUCAAAAAAUUUAUUUUCAACUCCCCUCAAAAACCAUUUUUUCUUUGGUUAUUAGUUGUCAGACAGUGUGUGAAAUGUAUUGUCCGCAUUUUAACCAUUCGGGGGAUGGGUGAGCUGCAGACACAGCUGCGCUCAGGAACCAUUCGUUGGUUUAACCCACAAUCCAACCCCCUGUAUCGACUUACACGACAACCGUUUCGGCUCCGAUGCGACCGACAGUCUUUACGUAACUUGAAAUUGCUACCAGCUGAAUAGUGAGCGCCUGCAUGGAGAAAUGGCAUCGGCUGACUCAGAAGUGGCUCAAAAAUAUUCUAAUAAUCGCAGAUGACAAUUAUCAUCCUGAGCAGGUGUUUUUUGCUUUGUUUUUUUUUUUUUAAACAAAGCAUGAUCAAAAGUGUUUUUGAUUAGAAUGAAUCGGUUUCAGACAUUCUUCAUUCUUCAGGGAUGAGACCGGGACAGGGAGUUCUCCAUCUUCAGUUCAGAGUUUUGCAAGCUUGGCAGCAGAGCCUCUGUGAGUCAUCUGCUGUAGCUGGAUCGCUCCUGCAUCGCACCUGAGCCGUGUGAGCCUGGGGUUAAUGUUGAGCGUCAAGCCGGAAGAUACAUAGUCCCAUUUUUUAGUCUUUGGUAUGACUCAGUCAGGGUUUAAAUUCGCUGCCUUCCACUCUCAGGGCGGACACUCUACCACAAGGCCACUGUAGAUCUGAAUUCCAGGGGUCUUAUUGUAUAUACAUACAUUAGUACUGAGCAACAGUUCAGUCCUGGUUUCUCCAAUGCUUAUGCCAAAUUGUCUUUUAUGUCUUUAUAAGUGAAAACAAAAAUGAACUCCAUAUAGGUGAAUUCCAGAGUAAAUGAGCCAGAAAAACGAGCAAAAAAAUUAAAAACAUUUCUUAACUUACAGUCAGGGCUUCAGGAUUUAUUGGAUAAUUUUACACUCCAAUGCUUCAGUGUCUUUAAGCAAUACAUAAAAAAAUUCUAAAAUAAUUAUAGUUAUUGAAGUGUUUGGGAACAUAUAAGCCUUUAUGGAGCAGCUUUGGAGCGACAACUGAUAACCAGCUCUUGAGCUGAGCUGGCUUUUUAUUAUUCCCUGUAGAAAAAUGUAUAGUUGGGACUUGACCCCCAUAUAUGAUUUUUACUGGACUAUGAAGAUUUUGACAGUCUCUGUGGUUAGAAUUCCACUUUAAGUUUUUUUUCUGUUUUUUUAUUACAUUACGAGCAGGAACGCAAUCAGAAAGCAAACAAAACUAUACAGUUAAAUAGGGAUAUAAAGCUUCAGGUAGAGUGUUACAGCCCACUCAUAAACUUGCAGUGUGUGACAUAAAUUUUAAAAGCUUUUCACUCUUGUGUUUUCAUGUCAGUUUCUGCCAGAACUUUGUGGCUUAACUAAUCUACCUUAUUUUAAACUUAAUGUGCAUCAUUCUCCUUUAACACAAGAAGUGCUGAAGUUUGAAAGAUGUUUGUAAGCUAAUGGAUUAAUCUCAUAUGUUGGAGGAAAUGAGCCAAAUAUUUCAAGCUUUCAUUACCUCCAAAAGUUGUUAUUUCAGAGUUUUUUCCCACUUCUUUGUCUCCUGGCAGCUAAAUUCUGUUUUUAGUUAUUUUUAAUUACAUCCAUGCAUUCGACAUUUUCUCUCCUAAUGAGUCAAGCAUAGUUUCAGACAUUUGACUUAAAUUAGCCUCAUACACAUUUAUUUUCGUUAAACUCACCUUUAGAUAGGUGUUGCUAUAAUUAAAGAAUUUUAGAUGCAUUUCAUAGCUAUAUACGAGUGUGUGAUUUUCCCUCUUUUCAGGUCCUUCUUGCUGUUUUUGAUAUUAAUUGCCCAGAAUAUAUUUUGUGCCAGUGGUGUUUAUAAAAGGCCAGCCAAGCAGCUGAACAGCUUUCAUUUAUCUCGUGUAGACCACAGCGGUUUAGGGAGGGGUUGUAAAUCUUCUUAGAAAUCCACAAACAUACCAAGAGCCAUUACAAAUUUUAGGAGAAAAACAACAACAGCUCCUAAACAAAGUGAUGGAUAAUUUAAAAUAAAAGUUU